AUGGUUGCCCUGAAAGCCUUAGCCUUCGGGCUUUUCCUCUCUCGGGUGCUUGCUGUGCCAACACCUGUGGAAAGCAGUACCUCGCCCUCAGAUACUCCGCCUACUGCGUCUCCCUCCACCCCAGAGGCCCAGGCCCAACUCGAACAGCUGUCGUCUAUCGCGUACAAUGUGAGCAGGUCGAAUCUUGAAACCGGCUCGCAGACGAAACGCAGCGGGGGCUGCAGCUUGUCAAAUCUCAGAGUGCGUCGUGAAUGGUCCACAUUUACGGCAAGGCAGAGGAAGAGUUAUAUCGAUGCUGUCCUUUGUCUGCAGAGCUUGCCCGCCAGGACGCCAUCCAGCAUUGCCGCGGGAGCAAAGACUCGCUAUGACGAUUUCGUCGCUGUCCAUAUCCAGCAGACCUUGACCAUCCACUAUACCGGCCACAUCGUUAGGUACUGGGAUUGGCCGCUUUCAGCAGUAAUUGGCCUGGAAAACCAUCCCCUUUUCGACGGCAGCGACACGUCCAUGUCUGGUAAUGGGGAGCCGAUCCCCAACAAGGGUGAUAUUUUUCUUCAUCUCGGAGAUCUACCCUCAAUCCGGCUGCCUUCGGGCACUGGUGGCGGAUGUGUCACUAGCGGUCCAUUCAAGAACUUCAAAGUGAACCUUGGCCCCGCUGCGCUCGUCCUCCCAGGCGACAGAACCGAAGCGGUUGCUAACCCACUGGACUACAACCCCCGCUGCUUGAAACGUGACCUCACAGAUGCCAUAGUUCGAAAGUUUGCCAACGCUACCGCUGUUGUGGAUUUGAUCCUCCGCAGGAAAACUAUUGAAAGUUUCCAGAUGAACAUGCAAGGUAUUCCUGGGAGCGGUUCCAUCGGUGUUCAUGGCGGCGGUCACUACGCCAUGGGUGGCGAUCCGGGCCGCGAUGUCUUUGUCUCACCCGGUGAUCCAGCCUUUUUCUUUCACCAUGCGAUGAUAGAUCGCGUGUGGUGGAUCUGGCAGAAUUUGGAUCUGAAGAAUCGUCAGAAUGCGAUCCACGGGACAGGCACAUUCUUGAACGAUCCCCCGUCCCCUGACACGACACUCGACACGAUGGUUGAUCUGGGGUAUGCGGGUGGCCCGACGCUUCCAAUGCGCGACCUGAUGAGUACGAUAAAUGGGCCCUUCUGCUAUGUGUAUUUGUAA
Molecule: messenger RNA, 1164 nt
Organism: Coccidioides posadasii C735 delta SOWgp
Lineage: Eukaryota; Fungi; Ascomycota; Eurotiomycetes; Onygenales; Onygenaceae
Source: RefSeq, a predicted model, not a curated record